UUGGAUCUUGUGGAAACUCAGACUGAAGUGAGUAGUGAAUAUAGUAUGGACAAGGCAAUGGUUGAAUUUGCUGUAAUGGAUCGGCAACUAAACCAUUAUGUAAAGGCUGUUCAAUCUACGAUAAAUCAUGUGGAGUUUCACUCUUCUUGCCCAGGAUAGAGUGCAGUGGGGCAGUCUCGGCUCACUGCAACCUCCACCUGCUGGGUUCAAGCAUUUCUCCUGCCUCAGCCUCCCAAGUAGCUGGGAUUAUAGGCACCUGCCACCAAUGCCUGGCUAAUUUUUUGUAUUUUAGCUGGGGUUUCACCAUGUUGGGCAGGCUAGUCUCAAACUCCUGACCUCAGGUGAUCCACCCGCCUCAUCCUCCCAAAGUGCCGGGAUUAUAAGCGUGAACCACUGCGCCUAGCCCCUUAAAGAUGUUUUUAUCUUUAGGGUCAGGAAAGGGCCUUUCACUGUUGCACUCCUCCAACAGUGAAAAAGAGGAAGGGACAGCUUUUAAAAACAUGCUGUGAUUGCUUAGUCUGUGUUUGAAGCAAAGAAGACCCCUUCGUGCAGUGAUGAUACGAGAAAGAGGAGAGAAGGAAAUGUUUGAGAGGAAACAAAGAGAGGGGCGUACAGAAGAGGCAGGAGACAGCAGCAGCAGCAGAAUGGGUAGGAAAUGCCUAUAGACCUUUGAAGGGCCUGGUUCACCACAGCACUCCAGGUAGGCACUAAGGUGCCCAGUGUGAUUAUUAAACACUUUAGCCUCGGUGGCACUAGGCCAUCCUAGCAGCUAGUUCUUUAAAGUACCCAAAUAAUGUGAAUGUUUUGUAAUACAGCAAACUCCUGGUUAUUUCUGACAUUGGACACAGUCCACAUACAACAUCAAACCCUUAUUUUAGAUCAUCAAUUUAGCCUCCUUCCAUCCUCACACUUUUCAUGUAAUUAAUAAGUUACAUGGUGAGGUUUAGGCCUUUCCCCCACUAACUGGCAGUGGUGCUGAAUGGGCCAACUGCAGAAGAGAGAUGGGAAAAUCGACUGAACUGGGUAAUGGAUCAGCAAAUGUGAAAAUUCAGCGUAAAUUCAUGCAUUUUCCGGCGUGGCAUUGAAAGCACAGUAGUCACUGCUUGUCCACAGUUUCACUUUCCACUAUUUCAGUUAUCUGUGGCCACCUUUGAUCCAAAAAUAUUAAAUGGAAAAUUCCAGAAAUAAACAAAUAAAUAAGUAGCACCUCGUUCUAAGUAGUGUGAUGAUAUCUUUUGCCCUGCUGCUCUGUCUUGUCUUUAUCACAAGAGGAAGAAUGAGUACAGUACAAUAAGAUAUUUUGAGAGCAAGAAAGAUGUUCACAUAACUUAUUGCAAUAUAUUAUUAUAAUUGUUCUAUAUUCUUAAUAGUUGUUGUUAAUCUCUUGCUUUGCAUAAUUUAUAAAUUGAACUUUAUCAUAGGUAUAUAUGUAUAGGAAAAAACAUAGUCAUACAGUCAUGAAUCACGUAACAAUAUUUCAGUUAAGGGGACCAUACGUAACAAUGGUGGUGCCAUAAGAUUAAAAUAUUGUAUUUUACUGUACCUUUUCUAUGUUGACUAGUGUUUAGCUGCUUAAAUAGUAGUCUUGUUGCAGUUGCCUAUAGUAUUCAGUUUAGUAACAUGCUGUACAGGUUUGUAGCCUAGGAGCAAUAAGCUUACUAUACAGCCCAGGUGUGUGGUUGGCUCUUCCAUCUAGGUUUGUAUAAGUAUACUCCGUGGUGUUCCACAGCAUUGCCUCAUUUCUCAGAAAGUAUCCCUGUCGUUAAGCAGUGCGUGAUUGAUUAUACAGGGUUUGGUACUAUCUGGAGUUUCAGGCAUCUUCUGGGGGUCUUGGAAUGUAUGUUCUGUGGAUAAGGGGGACUACUGCAAUUGCUUAUUAGUCUCUUAGUUAAAUUAUUCAGUUGGCAGAUCACUUGUGGGCUGGACUUCAAGACCAGCCUGGCUAACAUGGUGAAACCCCGUCUCCACUAAAAAUAACGAAAAUUAGCUCUGUGUGGUGGCUUGCGCCAGUAGUCCCAGCUACUUGGGAGGCUGAGGCAGGAAAAUUGCUUCAACCCAGGAAGUGGAGGUUGCAGUGAGCCAUGGUUGCACCCUGCACUCCAGCUUGGGUGACAGAGUGAGACUCUAGUCUCAAAAAAAAAAAAAAAAACAUGUUCAGUUGGUGCCAGUAGUAUGUUUAGUCCAAGAAAGAUACAAAAGCCUCGGGCAUCACACUACCGGAUUUCAAACUAUACUACAAGGCUACAGUAAUCAAAACAGCAUGGUACUGGUACCAAAACAAAGAUAUAGACCAAUGGAACAAAACAGAGGCACCGGAGGCAACACAACAUAUCUACAACUAUACAAUCUUUGAUAAACCUGACAAAAAAAAGCAAGGGGGAAAGGAUUCCCUGUUUAACAAAUGGUGUUGGGAAAACUGGCUAGCCAUGUGCAGAAAGCAGAAACUGGACCCCUUCCUGACACCUUACACUAAAAUUAACUCCAGAUGGAUUAAAGACUUAAACAUAAGACUUGGCACGGUAAAAACCCUAGAAGGAAAUCUAGGCAGAACUAUCCAGGACAUAGGAGUAGGCAAGGACUUCAUGAACAAAACACCAAAAGCAUUGGCAACAAAAGCCAAAAUAGACAAAUGGGACCUAAUGAAACUCCACAGCUUCUGCACGGCAAAAGAAACAGUCACUAGAGUGAAUCAGCAACCAACAGAAUGGGAAAAAAUUUUCGCAGUUUACCCAUCUGACAAAGGGCUGAUAUCCAGAAUUUACAAAGAACUCAAACGGAUUUACAGGAAAAAAACAAACAAGCCCAUUCAAAAGUGGGCAAAGGAUAUGAACAGACACUUUACAAAAGAAGACAUAUAUGAGGCCAACAAUCAUAUGAAAAAAUGCUCAUCGUCACUGGUCAUCAGAGAGAUGCAAAUCAAAACCACAUUGAGAUACCAUCUCACGCCAGUUAGAAUGGCGAUCAUUAAAAAAUCUGGAGACAACAGAUGCUGGAGAGGAUGUGGAGAAAAAGGAACACUUUUACACUGUUGGUGGGAGUGUAAAUUAGUUCAACCAUUGUGGAAGACAGUGUGGCGAUUCCUCAAGGCCUUAGAAAUAGAAAUUCCAUUUGACCCAGCAAUCCCAUUACUGGGUAUAUAUCCAAAGGACUAUAAAUCGUUCUACUAUAAGGACACAUGUACACGAAUGUUCAUUGCAGCACUGUUUACAAUAGCAAAAACCUGGAAUCAACCAAAAUGCCCAUUGAUAAUAGACUGGAUUGGAAAAAUGUGGCACAUAUACACCAUGGAAUAUUAUGCAGCAAUCAGAAAUGAUGAGUUUGUGUCGUUUGUAGGGACAUGGAUGAAUCUGGAGAACGUCAUCCUCAGCAAACUGACACAAGAACAGAAAAUGAAACACCGCAUAUUCUCACCCAUAGGCGGGUGAUGAAAAAUGAGAACACAUGGACACAGAAAGGGGAGUACUAAACACUGGGGUCUAUUGGGGGGAAAAGGGGAGGGCCAGUGGGAGGGGGAGGUGGGGAGGGAUAGCCUGGGGAGAAAUGCCAAAUGUGGGUGAAGGGGAGAAGCAAAGAAAAGCACACUGCCAUGUGUGUUCCUACGCAACUGUCUUGCAUGCUCUGCUCAUGUACCCCAAAACCUAAAAUCCAAUAAAAAAUUUAAAAAAAAAAAAAAAAGAUACAAAAGCCUCUUAGACACACGUACAUAAAUAGCUACAAAAUGAUUUUAACCGUAAAAUAGUUUGACAGAGACAAUAAAAACAUGCAUAGGAAAUUGAGAGUAAGGGGAAAGAGUUUUUGCUUAAAUUCUGGCUUUCGUGCACUCUAACUCUGAGCCUCAGUUUCUUCUGAAAGUAGGGAUAGUAGUUUAGGUCGUAGAGUUCUAGUAAGGAUGCAAGUGAUAGCAUAAAGGCACCUAAAAUGGUUCUGUCACACUAAUUUAUAAGGUUGCCUAGAACGUUCUGUAAAGGAGAACUCAUUUCCCUGGGCCAGCUUCAAAUAAUAUCUGGAAGGGAAGUUUGAGUUCAAGUUUGGAGGGUAGAGUGGGCAGCAGGAAACCAUCGGGAAAGCCCGGAAGUGAUGCUCCUUGAGAGGCUGAAGGAAAAGCCUCUUUCCUCGGAAGGGAGUUCUCUGGUAUUUGGGGGUGGACUGGGGUGUGGAACUUAGUACUCGCAGUCAGUGUUGUGACCAGAAAGCAUUGUUCAGAAUCAGGGGAACUGGGCCAAUGCAGAGGCCAGUGAACAACGUGACAUGUGGCCUGAUAGUCACCCUACCUGUAACAGUGAAAAAGAUGCCACGCCCUUUAAUAUGUGCUCAUUAAUUGUGACAAGGGGGUCAUUCUAGAGCUAUGAAAUGACCCCCAGACAACAGAGUAAACAUUCACAGGUUUUAAUUCAGGAAUCACUUUUAAUGUUUUCUUAGACAUUUAAGUGAAGACAGAGGAAAUGCAGCUUUAAAAUUGAUUGCUGUCUGGUCUGGGCACGAGUACAUAAGCAUGCUUGCUUACAUUUUUAUUAGAUACUCUUACUUCCAUUUUUAGGUAAUUUUUAUUUACUUUAUCGGUAACAUUCAUUUGAAAAAGUAAUUGGGAGAGAAUCGUGUUGGAUUUAUUCCCCUGCUAUACAGGUUGUCAGCUCUUGUUCAAGUGUGUGAUCUCUAUACAUUGUUGACAAGUGAGAGAGCGAGAAGGAUAUAAAUGGAGAGUAUGUGAAUGGAUUUUAUUUUUUCAAGCUCCUGUGUGAAUUUGCAGCUGGGUUGUGAGGCAAAGUUCUUUCAUUUUACAGUGGAGCCAGUGCCCAGUGAACUGUCUUUUUGAGCAGUAUAAACUUUCUUUUUUUUUUAAAUUGUAUUUUGGGCUCUGGUGUACAUGUGCACAUCCAGCAUCCUGCAGGAUUGUUACGUAGGUACAUACAUGCCAUGGUGGUUUGCUAUCUCCAUUCCCCUGUCCCCGCUUCCGUCACCUGCAUCAGGCAUUUCUCCCGGUGUUAUCCCUCCCAUCCUCUCUGCCCCCGUACUCUCCCUCCCCUCCAACCCCCCACUUAGCCCAAUGACUGUUGUUCUCUUCCCUGUGCCCAAGUGUUCUCAUUGUUCUUCAUCCACCUAUGAGUGAAAACAUAGGGUGUUAGGGUUUCCGUUCUGGUGUCAGUUUGCUGAGAAUGAUGGUUUCUAGAUUCAUCCAUGUCUCUACAAAGGACACGAACUCCCGUUUUUUAUGGCUGCACAGUAUUCCAUGGUGUAUAGGUGCCGUAUUUUCUUUGUGAGAAUGGAGAGGAUUUCUUUCCAUUGUUUCUCUCUCACAGCAUCAAGUUUCUGGUAAUGGUGGCACUUUCCUUCUUUUGCGUUGUGGCCAAAAUGAUAUUUAAACCACUGGAGCUUUAAGAAUUGUAUUUCUUUCUGGACUUUCUUUUUUAAAAAUGUCUCAUAAUACAGCAUUCUUUAGUGGAAAUCCUUAUGUAUGUUUAUCAUGGUUUAGAGUAAUGCAGUCAGUUAUGAAUAGUUUUAAAUUUAAUGA
Messenger RNA from Callithrix jacchus (white-tufted-ear marmoset), 5509 nucleotides. NCBI's taxonomy places the organism in Eukaryota, Metazoa, Chordata, Mammalia, Primates, Cebidae. The record is from RefSeq and is a predicted model, not a curated record.